AUGUCUUUCUUUAACCCGUCAUUAGCCACCGGAGCCCUUUUUGGUGCCGGACUUGUGUCCAUGUUUUGGGGUGGAAGUAACUCCAACAAUGCUCCUCAAGUCCCUGUUGGCGGCGGUGCAGUUCCCGUCGGUUCCGCUGGGUCUCCCUUUGGUGGUCUCCCAGACAAGCCCCCUCCAGGUACUACAGUUUUUUCCGUCUAUGAUUUCCUACAACCAGUGUCACCUAGCUCUGGCGAUGGCAAUCCUGGUUCUGGGCUGGUCCCCAUCAACGCGUCUGAGUUUUUUGCGCGGUACGGGCACCCGGGUCCAAGCUCCGACUUGGCUGUUCGCGACGAGUUUAUUUCGUUUUAUGACCGCCGCACGCGCAACCCUCAUUACGUCGUGGAACACAUUACCGCUGAAUCCUUGGCGUUCCGCGCGUCAGAUGGCAUUGACCGCAAAAACUCCGUGUUCAAGGAAGACCCUGCUGUUCCGGAUACAUUCAAAUCUAGACUAAGAGACUUUUUCCGCUCCGGUUAUGAUCGUGGACACCUGGCCCCAGCCGCAGAUGCCAAGUUCUCACAAGGUGCUAUGGACCAAACAUUCUUCCUCACAAACAUGUCGCCACAGGUGGGCGAUGGGUUCAACAGAGACUACUGGGCCCAUUUCGAGGACUUUUGCCGCAGACUUACCAAGGAGUACGAGUCGGUUCGCAUUGUUUCCGGACCCUUGUUUUUGCCUAAGCGUGGUGCAGACGGAAAGAUGCGUGUCACCUAUGAAGUCAUUGGUGACGGUGUUGCAGUCCCAACUCACUUUUACAAAAUCAUUGUGGGCGAACGACCCUUAAAAACUGGCAGACCCUCCGAUGUUGCAAUUGGCGCAUUUGUGCUCCCUAAUGAACGUAUCGAUAAUAAGACUCCUCUUAAGGCCUUUGCUGUUCCAGUGUCCGCCGUCGAGCGUGCCUCGGGUCUCCAGUUUUUUUCUAAACUCCCACCAAAUAAUAGAAAAGAGCUGUGCCAGCAGGUGACGUGCGAAAUCAUUGUCCGUGACUUUAGCAACUCCGUCAAGUCUCUUCCUGCUCCCAAAUAA
Messenger RNA from Magnusiomyces paraingens, 1068 nucleotides. RefSeq lists its product as uncharacterized. Bases 1 to 1068 code for a protein of 355 amino acids. Gene Ontology annotation, molecular function: RNA endonuclease activity; nucleic acid binding; metal ion binding. The transcript has a single exon. Gene Ontology annotation, biological process: apoptotic DNA fragmentation. The record is from RefSeq and is a predicted model, not a curated record. NCBI's taxonomy places the organism in Eukaryota, Fungi, Ascomycota, Dipodascomycetes, Dipodascales, Dipodascaceae. Gene Ontology annotation, cellular component: mitochondrial inner membrane; nucleus.